Molecule: messenger RNA, 1224 nt
Organism: Aspergillus ibericus CBS 121593
Lineage: Eukaryota; Fungi; Ascomycota; Eurotiomycetes; Eurotiales; Aspergillaceae
Product: ATP11 family protein
Exons: 2
Coding region: 15-1007 (330 amino acids)
Biological process (GO): mitochondrial proton-transporting ATP synthase complex assembly
Cellular component (GO): mitochondrion
Source: RefSeq, a predicted model, not a curated record
CCUGCAGCAUCACAAUGGCGUCCCUCAGAUCCUCCGCCUUCCAAUCUCUGCUGCGGAGCCGGAACACCUUCCUGCGCUCCCAGCAGAAGCGCUGGGCCCAAGUGCAUGAUGUCCGCUUCCUCGCCACGCACCACGACCCCAACCAAGUGCUGGAGAGGUACCGGGCGAAGCUGGACGAGAAAGCCCAAUCCGAGGGACACGAAAACAUCAACUCCUUGAAAGAGGCCUACAAAGAAAAGAUCGACGACCUCCGCCAGAAAGCCACCACUCCUCUUACGCCCGAACCACCCAAACCCUCCGCCGCCGCUCCUCCUCCUCCGCCUCCACCCACUCCCCAAGCUCGUGCCGCGACCGCCGCCAAAUCUAGCGGCAUCAAGCCCCUCGACUCCUUCAUUGACGUUGAGAAAGUGCGUGGCCUCCCGCCCAAGGAAAUCGAAGCCAUCUGGCGUCUCCGCCACGCCGGAAACUCCCAUUCCAUCUGCGCCGUCAUCCCCGUCGAAACCUACCAGCGCAUCGCCGCCGCCGCUCGCCAGAACCCUCAAUUUAUCCUGCCUCUGCCGCGCACUCAGGCUGAGGGAGAGGACAGUGCUGAGAGCAACUCCGGCGCCGACAUUCAUUUCCUGCAAUGGGCCUUCCACCCACCGGCUUCGGCGCCGUCUACGACCGCCUCCCCGGGUUCUUUGGCCAAUGCGCAUACGUCCACUAUUAUCUUUACGCCGCUGGCUGCAUAUAAGUUGCACGGAGCCUUUGCGCAGCCGCACACGACAAUCACACAUCAUUUGGACUUGGCGGAUGAGAAGGGCCUGGUUCUGAUGCAUGGACAGGUGAUGCCGGAUUCUGGAGUGUCGAUCACCGAGGCGAGCUGGUUGGUGAGCUGUGUUCAGCGGUUCUAUGACUUUGGGGGUCAGGCUAGUGGCCGCAAGGGAGAGUUGCUGCGCAUGUUCACUGCUGGUGAUGUGCAGGGAUUCAAGAUUGAGGAGCUGAUGGCUGAGGCGGAGAAGUUGUGAUGAACUAUCUGAUUUGUGAAUAGAUUGUACUAUAUGUGUUUGAUGAUGAAACUCCCUUGGCUCAGCGUGUGGACAUCCUCCAGAUAUUGUCUUUUUUCCUCCCCUGCUGGAUUCUCCUCUCGAUCCAAUACCACCGUGCAUAACCCGGCUCAUUCUUCCUUCUCUUGCACUACGACCGUUACAAGGAUCUUCUAAUAAUCACCGUAUAUCACAAAAG